Messenger RNA from Pocillopora damicornis (cauliflower coral), 2291 nucleotides. RefSeq lists its product as uncharacterized. Gene Ontology annotation, molecular function: G protein-coupled receptor activity. Gene Ontology annotation, cellular component: plasma membrane. The record is from RefSeq and is a predicted model, not a curated record. Gene Ontology annotation, biological process: cell surface receptor signaling pathway; G protein-coupled receptor signaling pathway. Lineage: Eukaryota; Metazoa; Cnidaria; Anthozoa; Scleractinia; Pocilloporidae.
UUUAAGAAUCAAGAAGUGCUUUAGUUGGUGAUCAUCUCCUCCAUUCUUAUGUUUGAUUCAGGGGUGGUAUAAUAAGGAGAGAUUUGAUGCUAGUCACUCUUAGAGGCUUAAGGAUUAAGGAGCUCAUUUUAGCCCCAUGUCGGGUAAAUGCGAGUGUUUUCUUACUUGGCUUGCAGAACUAUAUCAACUUAGCUGGCGACGUCCUCGCUGAGAGUCACAGGCUACCAAACGCCUCAGAGCGCGGGAUAGAAUUUAAGUUAGUGCAAAAAGUUGAAGACAUCGGCCUCUCAUUGGCAGAAAAACUGGUACCGACAAGAGAUGGGUACAAAACUGUGGCACUUUCCUCUGGGAAAGUAGAAAUGGAAGUGGCGUCUAUCAACCUGACACAACUGGAACAGUUAAGUUUACCAGACACCCGUAACAGCUCUUACAAAGGAAGUUCCUUGGAACAAAUUGGCAAAGUCGUAAUCCCUCUCGAGGCCUUUGCCUCUAAUACAUCAGAGCUUGGACAGGCAGUGUGGAUAAUGUUCGAUCCAUUGACGGCUAUGAACAACUCUGCCGAAAGUGCAGUGAGUACUCGUAUUAUGAAUGUCAUUGCACAACCGCAUCGCACGCAAGAGUUUGAGAAACCAGUCGAAAUGACGUUUUGGCCUGCUCAGGCCAGUCAGAGUAACGAACAUUGUGUAUUUUGGAAUCAGAGCGAGGGAAAUUACCACGGCAUCUGGUCGACAGGAGGUUGCCAAGUUGCUUAUAGAAACUAUUCUACAAUCACGUGCCAUUGUAAUCACUUAACUAGUUUUGCUGUUCUUACAAGGGUCACUCCACAUCAGCCCAGCGAAAAACACGAACUAUCGCUGUCGAUCAUUACCUAUGUGGGAUGUGGUCUGUCAGUACUUGGAUGUCUUCUAACAAUCCUGACCUAUGCAUUCUUACCGAGUCUUCGAUCGCAGAGAAUUCUUAUUCAUAUGAACUUGGUGAUUGCUAUUCUUUUGGCCCAAGUGUUGUUUUUGGUUGCAGUGUUUGCGGUGAGCCCGCAAACAUCAAGGGUGGCCUGUUACGGGAUUGCAGUAGGCCUCUUUUUCUUAUUAUUAUGUGUAUUCUCGUGGAUGUUAGCCGAAGGCCUCCAUAUCUAUUUCAUGGUCGUCAGAGUCUUUGAUUCUGGGAGAACAAGGAAGCUUUUUUACUUGCUUAUAGGAUGGGGUUUUCCAUUUAUUGUUACUGUGGUUGUGGUUUCAUUUUUUCAAAGGGGACUUCUCUCCAGAGAUCUAUGCUGGCUUUCAAUUGAGACUGGAGCCAUUUGGAGUUUUGUUGGUCCACUCAUCUUUGUCAUGCUGUUUAAUCUGGUCAUUGUAACCAUGGUGAUGAGUGUUACAUCUAAAAUGUUAAAUGAAGAGAGGCCAUCCAAUGUUAGGUCUUUGACAAAAGCCUUCGUCACCCUUCUUCCUAUUCUGGGUCUGACAUGGGUGUUUGGUCUUCUUGCUGUCAACAAUAACUCCAUAGUAUUUGAAUACCUUUUUGCAAUAUUCAAUUCCUCGCAGGGCUUCCUUAUUUUUCUCUUCUACUGCUUGAAAAAUUCAGAGGUUCGUAAAGAAUUUAAAAGGAAACUGCACAAUCUACGUGCGCAGAGGCAUCCCUCUUCUCCAAAUCCGUCGAACAUUCCAAGAUCUACGCCGGCAGAAAUUGAAGUGCCAGGACCUUGCCCUCAGCAGGAGAACAUAACACGAGAUAAGGGCUUUGAAACAAGACUAUGACCAUAUUUAUUUUGUCUUACUUACUUUCUAAAACAACUGAAGUAUUUACACGUUUCUUCACGACUUUUUAGCCCAAGCCAUUAGCCCAGUCUUUAAAAUGGAAGAUGUGAAAUAUGUUUCGUUGCUACUGCUGAUUUAUACGUCGAAGAACAUAGUUUUGACGAACUUGCCCUUGCUUGGCUGAACUUGAACAAACUACAGACAGAGACUACUUAAGUAUUUAUAGGUUAUCCUCGUCUAAACUCGAGAAAAGUCCCUCGUGGAUUUCUUUGAUAAGAUCAACAUACCGGUAAGACAGGCCACCUUUUGUAAAACGAGAUAGGAACUACACUGAUGAAAUUUGACGGAACGCCGCAAGAUCAAAUGAUUCCCAUAUGAGUCAAAGCAACUAUUAUUGUUAAAGCACCAGAUUUUAAAGGGGGAUUAUCGAACGUGGAGCAAGAAGGCAGCUAGAGUAAGGAUAGUUCUACAAAACAUAGCAUGGAAAUAUAUAUAUGUAUAUAUAUGUAUAUGAAAAAGUGUGAAAAAAAGUUAAAAAUU